Messenger RNA from Penicillium atrosanguineum, 438 nucleotides. RefSeq lists its product as uncharacterized. Lineage: Eukaryota; Fungi; Ascomycota; Eurotiomycetes; Eurotiales; Aspergillaceae. The record is from RefSeq and is a predicted model, not a curated record. The transcript has a single exon. Bases 1 to 438 code for a protein of 145 amino acids.
AUGUUCUGCGAUGAAAGUUUUGUCCUUGAAACUUUCAUCCGUGAAGACAACGACCUUCAGAGGAGGGAUCGAUUUGUUGUGAUCUAUGAUACAGUCCCAGAGCUGGGCUCACAUUGUCUUGGCGUUGUCUAUGGCCAGAAGCUCUACCGCGCCGCAUUCCCCAUGACCCUUGAAAAUCUGGACAGCGUAGAACCUGUCGAGGAUCAUGAGAAUAUGUGGUUCCCGUUGGAGACUAUUCUAACCAACUGGAUAUAUAUGUUUCAUAUUGGCAAAAUUACUGCUGGUCCAUGGGGAGAUGAAGAUUUCGACCACGUGGCAAUGUACAGAUCGGAGAUUGGAAUAUGGUUCUGUCAUCCCUACCGCCCUGCUCAAGUCGACAACACCGUUGCUGCUAUGGAUCGCUACUCAGCGGCAAUCGAAUCUCGGAUGACCCCCUAG